This is a messenger RNA of Cryptomeria japonica (Japanese cedar), 627 nucleotides long. RefSeq lists its product as uncharacterized. The record is from RefSeq and is a predicted model, not a curated record. The transcript has a single exon. Gene Ontology annotation, molecular function: nucleic acid binding; RNA-DNA hybrid ribonuclease activity. The coding region runs from base 1 to 627 and encodes 208 amino acids. Lineage: Eukaryota; Viridiplantae; Streptophyta; Pinopsida; Cupressales; Cupressaceae.
AUGAGCUUAAUGUCUCUUUGUGGGAAAAUUGAGAACCACUUGACUGAGCUCUUGAAUAAGGUUGCUCAAUCCAAAUCAUUAAAGAAUAAUUUGUACACGAACUGGGAUUGGAAGAUUAAGUUGGCUCUUCCAAAUCUUCUCAUUCCACCGCUUUUUGUCUUGGGAACCCCGGUGGAUCAAAUCAAUCCAAGAAUGGGGGUGAAAUGGGAUGCACCAGAGUCUGGGUGGAGCAAGGUAAACUUCGAUGGUGCUUCUACAGGAAAUCUGGGUCAAAGUGGUAUUGGUUGUAUUUUGAGGGAUUCUGAUGGUAUCUGUAUAAAAGAAAUCUCUGAAAAGAUUGGAGUUGCUACUAACAAUGAAGCUGAAUUUAGAGCGGCUUUAAGAGGUCUUCAGUUAGGGAAGGAGCUUGGGGUGCAGAGAAUCCAUCUAGAGGGAGACUCAUUAAAUGUGGUUAAUGUGAUCCGUUGUAAUAAAAUCCCUAGUUGGCGCCUUAACAAGUGGCUUCAACCGAUUAUGGUGCUAUUAGCCACCUUUGAUGAGUUUUGGGUUAGCCACAUCUAUAGGGAAGGUAAUGGAGAGGCUGACAGACUCUCUAAAUUGGCAGUAGUCGUUGGUGACCCCCCCUGA